UCAAGUACAGUGAACUUACGUAUUUAUUCGCGUUCCGAUGAACUACCGGACGCCUAUAAUCAGUAACAGUCGUUCUGAAUUUAUGCGAACUGUCUAUUGUUUGUCAGUACAUUCCCGUCCAGGACGGUUUUUCGCGAUCGCGGCACUCAUAAUACGAAUUGACUUUCUACAGAAUUCGCGGGCGGCAAGUUUUAUAAACUGUGUGUGGCAUAAGUAAACUUAAAUUGUGUGCGCCAGAAACAUUAAAACUGUGCACAUACGGACAUCUGUAACAACAAUUACAUCGACCAGCCUGUGGCCUGCAAAACGCCACUGUAAUACUGAGAUUAUUACCGCCAACAGACUUUUCGCUAAGAUAAGUGGAGGUUAUCCUAAUGCUACAUUUGUUGGGAUAAAUAGUGAUUGCAGAGAGCAUUUUAUAGAGCAUGGACUUCACAGAAACAUGAAAGGGAAAGAAGCCAUGAGUGCUGAAAUAUCGAAUGCUAUUAAAGACUCUAAAGUAGAACGAAACACUAUUACACUGUCCGAAAACGGCCUUAUUAAAGUAUCAACAUUAGUGGAAAUAGGAAGAGCUGAUGUCGCACAAUCAUUGGUAGCAACAGAAGAUUCUUUGACGUUAGAAGUAAAAAAAUCUGAAGUGUCGUCCAGUACAGCAGCCACAUCAGCCAAAUUGUCAGUAGUGUCGAAAUCAUCAGAAACAGCUGAACCAUUAUCAUCAGCAGCAGAUGUACCACCCUCCCCAGCAGGUUCAAAAUCAAGUCCAGAAUCUGUGACUAGUCCAUCAAUCAGAAGAACAGAGGCAAGAACAGUGGUACAAAAUGCCACUCAGAUAUCAUCAACAGAAGAAAAAUCAACACCAUCGGAGCAUCAUUUAUCAGCUUCAUACGCAGCUUCAACGUCCACAGUAACGUCAGUGCCAACUGUAGUUAAAGAUUUAAACGAAAAUACAGUUUCAGCAAAAGUUCCAGUAUCAAUUGGAACAUCACUUACAAAACCAGACUCAGCAUCAAAACUGGCAGCAUCUCCAACAUCCACUGAAUCAUCAGCUUCAGAAACACCUCCAGCAUCCACUGAAACAGCAGCUACAACUACAGAUAUGACAAGUAUGGUGGCACGUCCAGGGAUUUCCAGCUUAAUGAAUACCACCGCCCGCCCGAUUACAAGGAAAAGUCAUCAGCUGCAAUCACACGACCGUGGGAGCAGAUCUCAACGUUUCACCAGGACCAGCCAGCUGCCGUCAAUAUCGCGAUCAUCGUCACAACACACAAGAUAA
This is a messenger RNA of Schistocerca nitens (vagrant locust), 1273 nucleotides long. RefSeq lists its product as uncharacterized. The record is from RefSeq and is a predicted model, not a curated record. The coding region runs from base 443 to 1273 and encodes 276 amino acids. The transcript is spliced from 2 exons. Lineage: Eukaryota; Metazoa; Arthropoda; Insecta; Orthoptera; Acrididae.